Ectocarpus siliculosus is the source of this 672-nucleotide messenger RNA. NCBI's taxonomy places the organism in Eukaryota, Phaeophyceae, Ectocarpales, Ectocarpaceae. The record is from the annotation of a GenBank genome assembly.
AUGAUGCCACCGGGAUACGGCGGGCACCCGGGCAUGCCGCCGAUGCAGCCAGGGACGGGCUGGGCGUUGAGGAAGCCUUUCACUCAUGAGGAGCACUCUGCGUUCCUCGAUGCCAUGGAACGGUACGGUCAGGAGAACACCGGGAGCGAGUGGGACAAGAUAUCUCAGGCGGUGGGUAAUGGACGGACCGUGCACGAGGUCCGCAUGCACGCCCACGAGUACUUCGUCAACCUGCAGAUGGUCACGCAGAUGGAGCCCGAUGCACGUGUUCUCGGAAGCAAGAUCAAGCGCGACGAUUGGACUUUCGAGCAGGACAUGGUGUUCGAGCACGCCAUGGCCGAGUUCGAGGAGACGGAUUCGUUGAGGUGGCUGAAGGUGGCCUCGCUGCUUCCGGGGAAGAGCCACGAGGAUGUAAGGCAUCGCUACCAGCGUCUCGUGUACGACGUCCACAAGAUCGAGAACGCGGUGCCGAUGGAUGUAAAGUACAAGGCACCGAAGGGCGGCAAGUCUCUCCUAGCGAAGGUCGCCGCGAAGAGCGGGUCGGCCUCGAGCAGGGGGCGCGGUGGAGGGUCAACGAAAGGCGCGGGGGGGUCCUCAUCGAGCUCCGCCAUGCACGGGGCGGGCGGCGGGAGAGAAGAUCGGGCAACAAAAGACUCGAGAAGAGCUCUAUGA